Cuculus canorus (common cuckoo) is the source of this 2121-nucleotide messenger RNA. It is a transcript of the gene SLC39A5, whose product is annotated as solute carrier family 39 member 5. The record is from RefSeq and is a predicted model, not a curated record. The transcript has 10 exons. Gene Ontology annotation, biological process: zinc ion import across plasma membrane; intracellular zinc ion homeostasis; BMP signaling pathway. Gene Ontology annotation, cellular component: membrane. Bases 81 to 1727 code for a protein of 548 amino acids. Lineage: Eukaryota; Metazoa; Chordata; Aves; Cuculiformes; Cuculidae. Gene Ontology annotation, molecular function: zinc ion transmembrane transporter activity.
AGACAGACGGACGAACGGGCAGCGCGCACGUACCUGGCGCUCCUCUCAGGGACGCCCGGGCCCCGCGGCCCCACGUCGCCAUGGGGCUCCUGGCGGGCGUGCUGGGGCUGUUGGCUCUGGGGGCGACGGCGGCGGCGGGGGCGGCCGUGCAGGAGCAGGGCUAUUACGUGCAGCAGCUCUUCGGGCUGUACGGCGCCAACGGGACGCUGCCCUUCGAGGGGUUGGCGCGGCUGCUGGGCAGCCUGGGGCUCGGCCGCGUGCAGGUGGUGCAGAUCCAGCACGACGAGCUGGGCCACGGCCACGUCAGCCACCUCGACCUGCUGGAGGUGCAGGAGGAGAAGCACCGGCACCGGCACCCGCUCUGGGAGCACAGCGGGGACCCGGCACCCGGCACCCCGACACCCGACGCUGCCCCCAGCCCCCCGAACCGAGCCAGAACGAAGCCGGCACCCACCAAGCCCCCCAGUGCGGGGGCCCCCCAAAAACAUCUGACCCUGCUGGGGACGGUGCUGGGUUUGGACCACUCCGGCACCGACCAUUUGCACGAUGAUUGCCUCAAUGUCACCCAACUCCUGGGGAAUUUCGGGCUGGAGGCGGUGGCCCAGCUGACGCCCGAGCAGUUCACCCUCCUCUGCCCGGCCCUUCUCUACCAGAUCGACAGCCGUGUCUGCAUCCAGCACAGCGAUGAGGUGACGCUGCCUCCCCCGGGGGGGGCCCUGUGGCCAGCGCUGGGUUGGGGGCUCCUGGCCGUCGCCCUCGUCAGCCUGCCCUCCGCCCUGGCCGUCGCCCUCGUCCCGCUGCUGAGCCGCGGCUUCUUCCGCUCGCUCUUGGCCUUCCUGGUGGCCCUGGCCGUGGGGACACUCUGCGGGGACGCCCUGCUCCAUCUCUGGCCCCACGUAGGUGCCUCCGCCUCGGCGGGACGGAGGGGAACUGGGGUGACUGAGCCGGAGGCCGCGGUGCUGCAGGGGCUGGCGGUGCUGGGGGGCAUCUACCUGCUCUUCUUGGUGGAGCUGCUGCUGGGGAUGUUGCGGCGCAGCUGGGACGCCACGGGACGCUGCCCCACAGACCCCUCCGGUGUGGCCGCGGGGGCUCCGGCACCAUCGCAAGGAGGGGCCGAACUGCGACGCCUGACGGCACCGGAGCCGGAGGUGGAGGUCAGAGCCCACGGCCAAAGCCACGGACACUCCCAGAGCCACGGACACUCCCACGGCCCCACGCUGCCCCCCAACCCCAGAGCCACCGACAUCGUCUGGAUGGUGGUGUUGGGGGACGGCAUCCACAACCUGAGCGAUGGCGUGGCCAUCGGAGCCGCCUUCUCCCACAGCCUCUCCAGUGGGCUCAGCACCGCGCUGGCCGUGCUGUGCCACGAGCUGCCCCACGAGCUGGGUGACCUGGCCGUGCUGCUGCGGGCGGGCACGGCGCCCCGCACCAUCCUGCUCCUCAACGCCCUCUCGGCGCUGCUCUCCUGCCUGGGGGCCGCGGCGGGGGCGGCCGUGGGGCAGAGCGCGGCCCACCUCACCCCUUGGAUCCUCACCAUCACCGCCGGCAUCUUCCUCUACGUGGCCUUGGCCGACAUGCUCUCCGAGGCGCUGCGGAGCACCGAGGGCCCCGGCGAGGGCACCUGGAGCCGCUUCUUCCUGCAGAACACGGGGUUCCUGCUGGGCAGCGGCAUCAUGGUGGCCAUCGCCCUCGCCGAGGGCCACGUCCGCGCUUGGCUGCAGCCCUGAGCGGCGCCGGGGCUCGGCCCUGCUUGACGCCAUCGCAACCGGAGCGGGGAACGGCAUCGGGACCCAGCGGCGGCGGAGCUGGCUGGGCGGUGGGGCAGCAGGAGCCCCAACACGCCUCAGGACUGGGCUUUCCCCCUUCUUCGUGAGACCCCACAGCAGUCGCCGUCCCCGGAGGCUCCGUGCUCAGCCCCACGUUGUCCCCUCGCUGCUCCCGCUCCCCUUUGGCUCUGCGUCCCCUUUGGGGGUCCCGGUGCUCCCCGGGGUGAUGGCACACUCGGCUCUGGGGGUGGCAUCGAGCGCCUUUCCCUUCCCCGGCGCCCCCGGAGCAUCCGUUAGCGGAGAAAAGACGUGAGGAUGUAGAAGCAAUAGCAUUUUAAUAAACAGAAUUGAUUCA